This is a messenger RNA of Leptinotarsa decemlineata (Colorado potato beetle), 1069 nucleotides long. It is a transcript of the gene Polr3F, whose product is annotated as RNA polymerase III subunit F. Lineage: Eukaryota; Metazoa; Arthropoda; Insecta; Coleoptera; Chrysomelidae. The record is from RefSeq and is a predicted model, not a curated record. Gene Ontology annotation, biological process: transcription by RNA polymerase III. Gene Ontology annotation, cellular component: RNA polymerase III complex.
AAGUUUCAUAAGGUUAUGUAUGUUAUGUUUUCGUUUUCAUUUUGUAGGUUUUGUUAUGACUGUGUGGAAAGUUCAAUAAUGUAAUACUUGCAAGAAAGUAGUACGUCUAAUAUUGUUUCCUGUGAAAAAAAGUAAAAUGAACAAAAUUAAAAUUGAGGCAUCUGAACAUGGAAAUCAAAAUGAAGCAGAGAGUCAAUUAUUGGACUUGGCAAAGUCUCAAGCACAGGGAAUCUCUGAUGAGGAUAUCAAGGCACAUAUUCCUGAUAUACCCAUAACUGAACUGGUCGCUAUAAUCAACAAGUGCUUGAGUAAGGGAACACUAGAACUAUUCAAAAAAAAUGGCAAACCAUACUACAAAUACAAGAACCCUUCAAAAAAAAGCACACCAAAAGGAACUGACAAUGAGGAAAAAGUAGUUUACAAAAUUAUAGAAGAAGCAGGCAAUAUAGGAAUAUGGAUAAGGGCAAUCAGGGUUGCCUCAAAUUUAAACGCCAUACAACUAAAUAAAGUUGUGAAAAGUUUAGAAAUGAAGAAACUCAUAAAAGCUGUUAAAUCUGUAUCAGAGAGUAAGAAGAAAGUAUAUAUGCUCUAUGAUUUGGAACCUGAUCGUUCAGUCACAGGGGGCUCAUGGUAUCAAGGUCAUGACUUUGAAUCAGAAUUUGUUGAUGUCCUAAAUCAACAAUGUCACCGUUUCCUAGUAGAAAAAUGGGAGGAAGCGAAGAAAUUCGGUGGAGGUCCACUGUUGAUAAAAAACCGAAGUUACGCCACUGCAAGUGAUGUUCACAAGUUCAUUUCGGAACUAGGAAUCAGUAAAGUCUCGCUAACAGUAGAUGAUAUUGAAAGUAUAUUAUACACAGUUGUUUUGGAUAACAAUGCAGAGAGAAUUGUAGCUACAAACGGAUCCUACUUGUACAAAGCUGUGAACCGAUUUAUUUCAGCAACAGGUCUGGUUCAAGCCUCAUGCGGUAUUUGUCCUUUGGCCAACAGAUGUGCUGAUACAGGACUAGUUAAUCCUAAGGCAUGUACUUAUUUCACCGAUUGGUUAAACCAAUAAAAAUAUUCACUACAA